AAGUAAAGCAGAAGGUGGAUGAGGUAGAUGAAAUGGAAGAAGACUUGGAGGAGGAGGAUGACGAGGAGAUGGCACAGUCAACGAAGAUGAGCCAGAAAGAAUAUCUCAAUAAGCUGAAGAAGAGUGACCCUGAGUUUUAUCAGACCAUGAUGCAGUCAUCUGAGGUGAUGGAUAUGCAGAGUUCAGGGGAUGAAGAGGAAGACAGUGAUGCUGGAGUUGAAGAGGAAGAUAGUGAUGCUGGAGAUGAAGAGGAAGAUAGUGAUGAUGAGGAAGAGGAAGAGGAAGAAAAGGAAGAAGAAAAGAAUGUAGAAUCUGGUGAGGAGAGUGAUGCAUCUGAUGCCGAAGAAGAGAAUCUUCGCAAACGAGGCUCCAAUGUAGUCACAGCAUCAAUGAUUGCAGAAUGGGAGAAAGGAUUGCAAGAAAAUGAGCCUCUAAACACUUUCUUGGAAGUAAGUCAGGCAUUCCUCGCAGCCAUUCAGAGCUUGGGAUCCAAAUCUAACGAAGAAAAAGAAGCUGCAAGCAAAUAUGAGGUGGCUGGACCUCAGAUUUUCAAUGCGGUUGUGCGUCUUUGCCUGCGAAAUGUACCCUCCGCCUUCUACAAAAUUCUAAGGAUGAAGAACCCUACAGAUGACCCCUUAAAAUGCAAAAGAUGGGACAAAAUGAAGAACUUCUUUAAAUCCUAUCUUGGUAAUCUAGUUCAGUUGAUUGGCGCAGUGGCUGAUGCAAGUAUUGCUGAGGUCCUUCUGAGUCGUGGUGUGAUGCCCCUUCUCAGUUACUAUGCUGGGCACAGAAAUGUGGCAAAGAAGCUCCUUAGGAAGCUGGUCUCACUCUGGGCUACUAGUGAGAAGAAAGUGCGAGUUCUGGCCUUCUUAGGCAUAUUUAGGCUGACUCGCUUGCUCCCCGACUCAUUCAUGGAUGGAGUCUUAAGGCGCAUGUAUAUCUCCUUUGUACAAAACUCAAAGUUUACAUCAAGGAAUACGUGGGGCCUCAUUGACUUCAUGCGCAUGUCAUUGGUGGAACUGUAUGCAUUGGAUCAUUCAAUAGCAUAUAAACAUGCCUUCGUGUACAUUCGUCAGAUGGCAAUUCACCUCAGAAAUGCUAUUACAACCAAAACUAAGGAGCGUGUGCAGAUGGUAUACAACUGGCAGUACAUCCACUGCUUAAUUUUCUGGGGUGAAAUGCUGUCCAAGACUCAUCCUAGUACAAUUCUGCAGCCACUUAUAUACCCUCUUAUACAGAUUUCAAUUGGUACUGUAAAAUUACGUCCAACGCCAGCAUUCUAUCCCCUUCACUUCCACGUUUGUAAUAUGUUGAUAAACCUUUCUCAACACACCGAGACGUUCAUACCUGUUAUGCCCCUUCUAUUAGAUAUUCUAUCCCAAGCCCCUCUGGAAAAGAAGCACAAGAAAGCAUCCAUCAGGCCUUUCGACUGGAAGUGUAUGCUGCGUCUCUCCAAUCAGGAGAUGGAGGAAUCUGCUUUCAAGGAUGGUAUUGUCUCACAGGUCUAUGAUGCAAUGGUCAAAUACCUGACUCUUGAGAGCCACUCCAUUGCCUUUCCUGAAUUGGUCUUCCCAGCUACACUACAGAUUAAAGCAUUCCUAAAGAAAUGUCAUAUGACAAACUUCUGCAAGAAAAUGAAACAGCUCUUGGACAAGAUUAAUGAAAAUAGCCAAUUCAUUGAAUCAAGAAGAAGAGAAACUACAUUGUCCAUUGCAGACCUUAAAGCUAUCAAAGACUGGGAGAUCUCGGCCCGUCAGGAAGGUACACCCAUGAGCAAGUUCCAUUCUAGCUGGCAGAAGAUCCAUGAAAAGGAUCAGGUAAGGCAGUUUGGCAAUCCCACAGGAAGAGAUGAGAACACCCUGCCAGUUAUGAGGAGGGAGGAGAUUGAAGGCAGAGGCAAGAGGAAGGAAGUCCUGUCAGAUGACGACGAUGAUGAUGAGGACGAUGAGUCCGUAGAAGAAAUGGACAUGAGCAGAUUUGUAGAUGAUGAUGACAAGAAGAAAAACAAAAAUAAGAAUAAGGACAAAAACAAGAAUAAGAAUAAGGGAGAAAGUGACAGAGUGAGAACGGCUGAGGUAGAUGAUAAUGACGACUUUGACAUUUUGGACAAUGCUGGUUUGGAAGAAGUGCGACUCAUGAAGUUCUCCGACUCUGAAGAUGAAGAUGAAAAAGAUGAUUAUGGUGUAUAAAACUGAUAAGGGGGAAUGCUAUCAUAAUUAUUGUUAUUUUUUAUAUAAUUGUUAAUGUUAUCAUCUUUGUUUUUUCAUUGAAGACUCUUAAUUUGGUUAUUAUUAUCUUCCAUCAGAUUUUUGUUUGUAAUAAUUUCUUCUUAGUUAUAUGUUAUUGAUGUGUUGUAAACUCUUACGAGGAUAUUGACUUACUCAUCAAUUGCAGUAACUUCUACAAUUCAUGUUGUAAAAGUAGAAUUUGUUUCAUGUCUGCUCUUCCUGUUAAUAUCACAUGAAUAGGCAUCGUCAUAUUUGAGAAUGUAUGAAGAUGGUACACCAUGAAAGCAAUUUUCAUUUCUCCUUUUUUGUCAGUAUUCUAGGAAAUUUGAAAAUACAUCUCUUAUUAAUA
Penaeus monodon (black tiger shrimp) is the source of this 2577-nucleotide messenger RNA. It is a transcript of the gene Noc2, whose product is annotated as nucleolar complex protein 2 homolog. The record is from RefSeq and is a predicted model, not a curated record. Gene Ontology annotation, biological process: negative regulation of transcription by RNA polymerase II; ribosomal large subunit biogenesis. Gene Ontology annotation, cellular component: nucleolus; nucleoplasm; Noc2p-Noc3p complex. Gene Ontology annotation, molecular function: histone binding; transcription corepressor activity. Lineage: Eukaryota; Metazoa; Arthropoda; Malacostraca; Decapoda; Penaeidae.